This is a messenger RNA of Antechinus flavipes (yellow-footed antechinus), 3554 nucleotides long. RefSeq names its product dihydropyrimidinase like 4 (gene DPYSL4). Gene Ontology annotation, cellular component: cytosol; cytoplasm. The record is from RefSeq and is a predicted model, not a curated record. Lineage: Eukaryota; Metazoa; Chordata; Mammalia; Dasyuromorphia; Dasyuridae. The transcript has 16 exons. Bases 16 to 2625 code for a protein of 869 amino acids. Gene Ontology annotation, molecular function: hydrolase activity, acting on carbon-nitrogen (but not peptide) bonds, in cyclic amides.
ACCCCUGGGCCCCCCAUGGCAGAGGAGCAGGCCCCUCAGGCCAGAAAGCCAGAGCUGCCAGCCUACUUCGCCUCCUUGGGUUCGGGCGGCAGCCCCAAGGCCAGGCACAAAUGCGGCGGCGUGUUCUGCAACGUGAAAGACGCCUUCGAGAAUAAGACCCUGACCUCCUCUUCGCCGAGCCUCGCCGAGAGGGGCGGCCGCCGACCUUCCAGCUCCCCCCGGGCCAGCGAGACUCACAGCAGUCCCCCCGAGGCCACCCAGGAGGGCGCGGGACCCUGCGAACCCAACGCUCCAUCUGCCGCUGGGGUUCCUCCGAACCAGCCCCAGCCCUGUUCCCCAGAACCACGCCAGUCUCCUGGCUUUGCCCGGGGGCUCACUGAGCCGGAAGCCCAGCUCUGGACCGGGGAAGGGGGGCCGAAGCCCCCCCCUUUGCACCCUUCGAACUUGGCCCAGGGGAGGGGGAGAGGUAUAGAGGAAGACUUCGGGGGCUGGACUGAGCCUGGUGGAGCUCCGCCCUCCGCUCGCCUUUCCCGCCCCCGCCCACCAAGGCUCCCUAAACCAGGCAGCAUCUGCUGGCCUGGAAGGGGCGGAGCCAGACCCAGAGGCGGGGCCAGGACCGGGGCGGGGCCAGGCCCGAGGGCGGGGCCACCAGCCUCAGAACAACAGUCUCCCCGCCCGCACACUUUGCGCCCGCGCACAUACAAGCACGCAGCCUUCCAAACCCCGCGGCGUCUGGGAACCCGGGGAAGCGUCCCUCACUCCCCUCCCCCACAAAGUCUACCUCGAACCCUCGCCCCUCCCCCUAGUCCCAGGAACUCCCUGACGCCGCGCGGACCUUGGCAGACACCCCGGCAGAAGCGGGAGCGCGGCGGGCCUGCUGGGGGUCUUCGGGGGCUGAACAUGUCGUACCAAGGCAAGAAGAGCAUUCCCCGGAUAAUGAGUGACCGACUUCUGAUCAAAGGCGGGAAGAUAGUCAACGAUGAUCAGUCAUUCUAUGCUGACAUAUAUUUGGAAGAUGGCUUGAUAAAACAAAUCGGAGAAAACCUCAUUGUUCCCGGAGGUAUCAAAAUCAUCGAUGCCUACGGCCUGCUGGUCCUGCCCGGCGGGAUAGACGUCCACACGCGGCUGCAGGUCUCCGUCAUGGGGAUGAGCUCUGCCGAUGAUUUCCAUCAUGGCACCAAGGCCGCCCUAGCCGGAGGGACCACCAUGAUCUUGGACCACGUGCUCCCUGAACCCGGGGUGAACCUGCUCACUGCCUAUGACCAGUGGCGAGAAGCUGCCGAUGGCAAAUCAUGCUGUGAUUACUCCCUGCACAUCGACAUCACCCGCUGGCACGAGAGUCUCAGGGAGGAGCUGGAGGCCUUGGUGAAAGACAAAGGUGUGAACUCCUUCCAAGUCUUCAUGGCCUAUAAAGACAAAUACCAGUGUACUGAUGGCCAGAUGUAUGAAAUUUUCAGCAUCAUCCGAGAACUGGGAGCCAUCGCACAAGUUCAUGCCGAAAAUGGAGACAUUAUUGAUGAGGAACAGAAACGAUUGUUGGACCUUGGGAUCACUGGACCAGAGGGCCAUGUUCUUAGCCACCCUGAGGAGGUGGAGGCAGAGGCUGUGUACCGAGCAAUCACCAUCGCCAAGCAGGCCAAUUGCCCCCUCUACGUCACCAAAGUGAUGAGCAAAGGAGCAGCAGAUACAAUCGCUCACGCUAGGCGCAAGGGGACUGUUGUGUAUGGAGAGCCCCUCGCCGCCGGCCUGGGCACUGACGGCUCCCACUACUGGAGUAAGAACUGGGCCAAGGCUGCAGCCUUUGUCACCUCCCCCCCGAUAAGCCCGGACCCCAUGACGCCCGACCACCUCUCAUCUCUGCUCGCAAGUGGGGACCUGCAGGCUGUUGGCAGUGCCCACUGCACCUUCUCCACGGCUCAGAAAGCCGUCGGCAAGGACAACUUCACGCUGAUUCCCGAAGGCACAAAUGGGAUUGAGGAGAGGAUGGCCAUCGUUUGGGAGAAAUGCGUGGCCUCGGGAAAGAUGGACGAGAAUGACUUUGUGGCCGUGACCAGCACGAACGCCGCCAAGAUCUUUAACUUAUAUCCUCGGAAGGGACGGGUGGCCGUGGGGUCUGACGCGGACCUCGUCAUAUGGAACCCCAAAGCUGCCAGUGUCAUCUCCGCCAAGAGCCACCAUCUGAACGUGGAGUACAACAUCUUUGAGGGAACCGAGUGCCGAGGGGCCCCCACUGUGGUCAUCAGCCAAGGGAAAAUCGUGCUAGAAGAUGGGAAUCUAUUUGUCACGCCAGGAUCGGGGCGCUUUGUUCCUCGGAAAACCUUCCCGGACUUCGUCUAUAAACGGAUCAAAGCGAGAAACAGGCUGGCCGAGAUCCACGGCGUGCCCAGGGGGCUCUAUGACGGGCCCGUCCAGGAUGGGAUUGUGUCAGCCAAGGCAGCGGCCCCAGCCCCGGCCUCCAGGAUCACCUCCUGCCCCGGCAAGAUCAGCGUGCCCCCCAUCCGCAACCUGCACCAGUCUGGCUUUAGCUUGUCCGGCUCUCAAGCUGAUGACCACAUUGCCCGGAGGCCGGCCCAGAAGAUCAUGGCUCCUCCGGGAGGACGGUCCAAUAUCACAUCUCUAUCCUAGGGAGGCCGCGCCGGCCCUCGGCCCCGCUUCUCAUUGGCCACCUACUAAACUCCCCUUGCGAAGGGCCCUGCUCUGCCCCUUCUCCCCACCGUAGGCCUUCCUUUCUGAGCACUUUGGGUCCCAGUGUGAGCCACCAGCCCGAGAAAAGGCAGCCCCGGGAGUUGGCGCUGGCCGGGCCCCCAGAGCCGGAGCCAGCUGCUGCCCGCCUUCCUCCUCCAAGGAAGAGCACGAGGAGGCAGCUGCUUCAGAGACCCCCGCUGGGCAUGGGCUGGGCACCAAACCCUAAAUGCCCCUCGUCCAAUGCCUUUCCAUCUCCUUGGGCAUUGACCGCGCGUCUGCCAUGGGCUGAACCCUGGGCUGAGCACAGAGACACAAAGACAAAACUGAAACACUCUUUACCCUUAAGUAGCCUCCCCCACAGGCCCCCGGGAGCCUGCCCAGCAUGCCUGCUGCCCGGCGUGCCCCUGCCCGGCAAAUGACCCUCACUCUGUUCUAACAGGGCAGGACCCCCAGCCCUGCCCCCAGCCAGGACACUGCCAGAGCACCAUCGAGCCCUCCAGGGCCUGGCCUUAAGGCCUUGGCAGCCACAGCCGGGCACUGCCAAGCGCCCGCUGCUGCCCGUUUCCAGGCAAACGUUAGGACCCGUGAGCUCGCCGGUGAUGGCCACCGAGCCCGGCUGCCGAGCGAGCCUUCUCCGUAGUCCGCUACCGAUGCAUGCUAGCGCUAGAGCAGACCCCGUGUCCCCGCCGAUCGAUGAACUGGACCAAGCCCCCCCCCCCAGCUGGGCUUCUUUGGCCCACUCGCCCUAUUUCUUGCAUGGGAUCUUUGGGAGCACCGUGCCCCCUCCUCCCCCACUGCGCCACCCCCCGGCCUUCACCUGUCUCAGGCCCUCAAACAACCCUUCUAAUAAAGGUGCGUCCCCCACCCCC